Molecule: messenger RNA, 1448 nt
Organism: Vombatus ursinus (common wombat)
Lineage: Eukaryota; Metazoa; Chordata; Mammalia; Diprotodontia; Vombatidae
Gene: LORICRIN
Product: loricrin
Exons: 2
Coding region: 380-1360 (326 amino acids)
Cellular component (GO): cornified envelope
Molecular function (GO): structural constituent of skin epidermis
Source: RefSeq, a predicted model, not a curated record
AAAACACACUAAGAACCUUGGGUCAAUAGCCUAGCAAGCUCCUCAUGCCAUUCGUUCCUUGCCAGAUCUUUCAGAAACAAUGCCUGCCAUCCUCCCUUGUUGACCCUUGCUGGCAUCAUUGCAUCAGGAAUGGAGCCAAGUCACCUGCCAGGCUGCACAUUUCAAGAAUCUGAAGUGGUCCACCCUAUGCCUUCAUUGAGGGGGAGGUGGGGCCCCAUAGCAGGAGCGGUCACGUAGAGAGUGGCUCACAAAUGCAAAUGAGGAAUCAGGCAGAGUAUAAAAGGCUCUGGAACCGAGUGUUCCUCACACAGCUCAGCUAGCUUCUCUUCUUGCUUAUCCCUCUUGGUGAUCCAGCUCUUCAUCCCCUGCUACUGAGAAGAUGUCUUACCAGAAGACCCAGCCCACACCCCAGCCCCCAGUAGGCUGUGUCAAGGUCUCCCGCGGCGGCGGCGGCGGCGGCGGCGGCGGCGGCAGCGGCUCAGGCGGCGGCGGAUCCGGCUGCGGCGGCGGUAGCAGCGGCGGUGGCGGCGGUGGCGGCGGCGGCUACUGCUACUCCAGCGGCGGCGGCUCAGGUGGCGGUGGCUCCGGCUGCGGCGGCGGUAGCGGCGGCGGUGGCAGCGGCGGCUACUGCUACACCAGCGGCGGUAGCUCAGGCGGCGGAGGAUCCAGCUGUGGGGGAGGUAGCAGCGGGGGCGGCAGCGGCGGCGGCAGCGGCGGCUACUGCUAUACCAGCGGCGGCGGCGGCUCCGGCAGUGGCGGUGGCUCCUCCUACUAUCCCAGCCAACAGAAGUACUCGGGCAGCAGCGGCGGCGGCGGCGGCGGCGGCGGCGGCUCCGGGGGCAGCGGGGGCGGCUACAGCUGCGGAGGCGGUUCCGGGGGCGGCUCUAGCGGCGGCUCCAGCUGCGGUGGCGGCGGCGGCGCCGGCUGCGGAGGCGGCUCCGGGGGCGGCUCUAGCGGCGGCUACUACUCCGGCGGCGGCGGCGGCUCCAGCGGCGGCGGCUACUCUUCUCAGCAGUGCGUCCAAGCUCCAUCACAGCAGAGCAGCGGAGGGGGAUCAUACGGAGGCGGCUCCAGCGGCGGCGGCUCCGGAGGCGGCUCCGGCGGUGGCAGUUGCUACCCCACCGGCGGGGGCGGCUCCAGCGGCGUCGGCUGCUUCCCCAGCGGCGGCGGCUCCAGCGGCGUCGUCUGUUUCCCCAGCGGCGGCGGCUCCGGCGGCGGCGGCUCCUCCGGCUGCGGCGGCGGCUCCAGCGGCGGGGGUGGCUCCGGGGGGAGUGGCGGAGGCUCCUCCGGGGGUGGCAAGGGAGUGCCCGUGGCCCACCAGACCCAGCAGAAGCAGGCACCUUGCUGGCCAACCAAGUAAACCAUCCUGCCCGGCACCCAGAGGAAUGAGCAAAAAGUUUGUUCUGGCUGCGGCCUAUAGGUUUACAAUUCUCAUGAUAUUGCCUUAA